This is a messenger RNA of Striga hermonthica, 1380 nucleotides long. The record is from the annotation of a GenBank genome assembly. NCBI's taxonomy places the organism in Eukaryota, Viridiplantae, Streptophyta, Magnoliopsida, Lamiales, Orobanchaceae.
AUGGAUGCCAAGCACUUCAGCCACCACCAUGGCCUCGUUCUCCACCGCCAACCGCCUCACCAAGGGCCCGAAACCCGUUGUUCGGGCUGCAAAACUGCCCUCUCGGGUGAGGCCUACGUCUGCUGGCAGUGCAACUAUUUCCUCCACGUGCAGUGUUUUCGGGCUACACGCUCACUCAAACACCCGUCCCACCCACUUCACCCUCUCACCCUGCUCCCUUCCCCUACUUACCCCUCAGCUUCCUUUAUCUGCAAUUUAUGCAACCUAACCGGGGACGGAUUUUCCUACUCUUGCUCGGCUUGUCAAUUCGACAUCCAUGUCCACUGCGCACAUUUGAAUAAUAAUAAUCCGCUCGUGCCAUCUUCCCCAAUUGCUGCUAAUCCGAAUUACAAAAACAAUCCAGUCUACCACCCGCCGCUCCAUACAAGCCCUUAUCCGACUUACCCGCCUUCGAACUACCAACAGAGUUAUCCUCCUCAACCUCAACUCACGGCAUAUCCACCUAAUCCAAACAGCCCUUAUCCCAGCUACCCGACACCACCGCCCAACAACACACAACACUACAAUGCAUUUCACCAAACACCUGGUGUGCACCAAAACCCUGCUUUUCCCCAACCACAUUCAAUUCCACCACCGCAGCAGUACAUUCCUCCCGCCAACAAUCCUCUGCCGCCACCUCAGCCUAACAUCACCGUCCCGACUUACGCUACAGUCAUGAACACCACCACAGAUAAUCCUCCUCCGCCGCCUCCGAACAAUCCUCAGCCAAAACCGCCGACGAACAUAAUUAAACACUUCAGCCACGCCCACGCGCUGAAACUCAUAGAGUUAGACGGGAAGAGCUCGAAGAUUUGCUCAGCGUGCGAAUUCCGGCUGUCAGGAUCGGCCUACUGCUGCACGGAGGGGCACUGCCCGUUCAGCCUCCACAAGUCCUGCUACGACGCGCCGCGCGAGUUCCAACAUAAGUCGCACCUUCAGCACACGCUCACCCUAAUUCCGUCUCCGCCGUACAGCGACGGGUUCACCUGCAACGCGUGCCUCAAGGACGGGAAAGCGUUCGCCUACACGUGCGCAACGUGCUCGUACGACCUGCACAUAGACUGCGUACAGUGGCCGGAGAAGGCUCCAACCGGUGACUGGUUGAGCGCUCAACCAUCCUCCGACGAGCCCAGGCUUCCGUCGACACCUCAAUCCCCAUCAGGCCGCGGAUGCUUUAGAGCUCCGACCACUGUUCGACGAAUUCGAGCUCCCAACGACAGCUCCGGUCAGCUCGUCCUUCAGCGACUGUGGGACCUUCGACUUCCAGCAGCCUACCGGGCAAGUCAAGUGACACUCGGGUUGAGGACAGCCGCAAACCGAGCCAUCUCCGAGAGCCCCUGA